AUGAAUUCUGCCUCUGCACAGGGUGAAACGUCGUCUUCAUCAACUUUAGCACAUCCAUGUCGAAUAUUUUGUCUUGAAGAAAUUCUAUAUGCAACCAACAACUUUGAUGAGGAACAUGUCAUUGGCGAGGGUGGAUUCGGAAAGGUAUACAAAGGUAGAAUUUCUGGUGAAGAAGCUGGUCAUGUUGUAGCCAUCAAACGUUUGGAUUCUAUGUCCAACCAAGGAGAACUUGAGUUUAGAGCCGAAAUCAACAUGCUUUCUAAGUUGCGUCAUUGUCACUUGGUGUCGUUAAUUGGUUAUUGUGAUGAAAACAAGGAGAUGAUCCUUGUUUACGAUUUUAUGCCAAAUGGCACCCUUUACCAUCAUCUACACAAAGCCAAUGCUCCUUUAAGUUGGGUGACAAGGCUAAACAUAGCAAUCUGUGCUGCACGUGGUUUAGACUACCUUCACUCCGGUGUAGGCACACAGUGUGGAGUCAUACAUCGUGACGUGAAGAGUUCAAACAUUCUUUUAGAUCAUAACUGGGCAGCUAUGAUUUCGGACUUUGGAUUAUCCAAAAUCAGCCCAACCAAUCAAUCAAAUUCUUUUGUUGACGCAAGUGUUAAAGGCACAUUCAGGUAUCUUGAUCCAGAGUAUUUCUACACUAGAAAAUUAACAAGGAAAACCGAUGUGUACGCUUUUGGGGUUGUAUUGUUUGAAUUGCUAUCCGGAAGGCUUCCAGUAGACGACCGCAACAGGGAGGACAAUUGUAGUUUGGUAAGGUGGGCUCAAAAAUGUGUAAAAGAAAGAAAACUAGACCAUAUGGUUGAUUCUAGUAUUAAGGGGAUGGUUUUUCCCAAAUGUUUAAGACGAUUCGCUCAAGUUGCAUAUCGUUGUUUUCACCCUGUUCAGAAAGAACGGCCUACCAUGACGGAGAUAGUGGCCUCACUUCAUGCUUCACUCAGACUACAGGAGAAAUUUAACCAUUCUGGCGUGCCGCUAGGCAUAUUGGGUUUCAAUUGGAAGGUUCACAAAAUAUCCGAUUAA
Messenger RNA from Helianthus annuus (common sunflower), 1026 nucleotides. Its product is annotated as receptor-like protein kinase FERONIA. The record is from RefSeq and is a predicted model, not a curated record. Gene Ontology annotation, biological process: protein autophosphorylation. Gene Ontology annotation, molecular function: transmembrane receptor protein tyrosine kinase activity; ATP binding. The transcript is spliced from 2 exons. Gene Ontology annotation, cellular component: plasmodesma; plasma membrane. Bases 1 to 1026 code for a protein of 341 amino acids. Lineage: Eukaryota; Viridiplantae; Streptophyta; Magnoliopsida; Asterales; Asteraceae.